AUGAAACUACCAGCGUCAUCUGGCAUCAGGUACACGGCAGGAAACAAAGAGUUUUUCUUGCUAGAAUCAGGUGACGCUCCUUUUGCGUCAGUGCCAUUGAGUGUCAGAAAAAACAUGACAACCACAGCUUUUUCUUCGGAAACGUCGGGAAAUGGGGAAGAAGGCCCUGCCGAGUCACGAACUGCUGGCGAAACAGAUACGACAGUCUUUGACGGCGACGACGGGAAAACCCCGAGGGCGCAGGAGUACAUACCGAAUCGAAGACCAAGUUCCAGGUCUUGUCUGACUCAAGUGGAUGCUUAUUUCGACCCUGAAUAUGACAGUAUGGUUUUGGACCCUUUGAAAGCUGCUUGGGCUGAUUGUGCUAUAAUGAUGUUGGGUGGGAAACCGUUCAUUUCCUUGGAUAUUCUUGAUCCGGGAACAUCCUCUGGCAACCCUCCGGGUCCGCGACCCAGGCCCACUCCAAGACCCGAUCGAAAUCGGAGACCUCCGACUUACUACGUUCGAAGUGACCCAAGUGGAUCGUGGGGACCCGCGGCUUCACGCAAUAAUCAGGAAGAAGAUUCUCGUCAACCGGAAAUAAAUCCACGGAUAACUGCAGAACUGCGGCCAGCAAUAACAGAGCCUGAAUCGCGUAGGCAGAGCGAUGGUUUGCCGAGCUACGGGCUUACUUUCAAAUUCACGCAUUAUACAAUUAUUCAAAUGAAACCGUCGGCAAUAGCUUCAGGUUACUUCAGCCAGCAGCAGUACGAUGACCGAAGAAGACCCGUUACUCAAAGACCAUCCAGUGAACGACAGAGAAUCUUGCAGGAAAUUCAGACGUGUUUUUUGCUGAAAAAGGAAUUCAUGAAACUUCAGGGAGGCACUUUGAGGAAUGCGCAGCCAAACACAGAUGUCAUCUCUGAUCUCAUUAGCUCGAUGUCGGGAAAUCAGGAGGUGAAAGACGAAUUGAUUGAAUUCAAUGAAAACUGUUCCCGUGGAGGAAGAAGGGCAACCCAGUACACCUCGUGGUUCGACUGCUUCAAGGGAAAAGCCUGCUCUGUCUCAACUGCUCAAGAAAGCGACUAUUUGGAUAUCAAUCGAGAAUUGGACGAAGGCAUUCCGCUUCCGAACGAAGACAGAAAAGCUGAAGGCACAUCAAAGGAUUCCUCGUUACCUGCUUGAAAUUCAAAAUCAUCCCGAGCUUUUGUCCAAUAUUUGUGAAAAAUGUUUGUUCAGUUGUGUAUCUAUACAUGUGUUCUGCAUAAUAAACAAUCACCGGCUCAUUUUCCA
Messenger RNA from Notodromas monacha, 1272 nucleotides. Lineage: Eukaryota; Metazoa; Arthropoda; Ostracoda; Podocopida; Cyprididae. The record is from the annotation of a GenBank genome assembly.